UUUAAUCUUAGUUAAUUAUCUGUUACUCAGUAUCUAAUUAACAUCAUUAAAUUUUUAAUUUUCAUCAAUUAAAUUGUAAGUUAUCCAACAAAUUCCCUAUAUAUAUAUUUCAAGUAAAGAAUAAUUAUACAUUUUCUUAGCUUAAUACCAAAUACAGUCAUUUCUGCUAAGUGUCUUUGAAAUUAUUUGAAAGAAAUUGUGUUAUUACUGGAAUUAUUUGAUAGUGACUAUUAGUUAAUAUUGGAUUUAUUUCGUAAAUUGACUAUUUUGAGUUAUAAAUAUGCAAUAUCCUUGUAUAGACUGCGGGAAAGAGGUCCGUCCUCGUCAGCAUGCUGUUGCAUGCGAAUCAUGUGAAAGAUGGCAGCACAGGACUUGUAAAACUGCAAGACCAGAGCCAAUGGAUACCACUGAAAACACUUCCCAGUCCAUGCUGGGGGAGAUAACCUUUCACAUACAGACUUCCUUAAUCUCUGACCAUGAAAACGCUGAUGACAGUGUUACUCCUACAGAAAGUGAUGAGACCGCCAAUGCUUCAAACACAAACCCACUCAAUCAGCCUUUCAACAUAUCCAACAGGCAGAUAACAGACCCGGCAGAAACCCAUGAAACAUCAAUGGCAGAUGAACCACUCUCAACUACUGUCUUGGAAGAAGAACCAGUCUGUUAUGAUUUAUAUGAACAGGGCAGCAAACGUGGAAAACCGUUGUUAGCUGGCAGUGAUGGCUUCAGGUACUAUGUAAAGAAAACCCUGAAGAGCUCCGUGUUGUGGACCUGUAGUGCAAGGAGUGCUAAGGUGAAAUGUUACGCAACAGUGGUCCAGAAAGGAGGCGAGUAUACCAGAGGUUCAAACUCCCACCAGCAUGCUCCAGAACCGUCACUUUCCCAGAAGGUAAAGCUGAACCUCCAGGCCAAAAACGAAGCGCAACGUCAUGUCUACCAGUCAGUACCAGAAAUUGUCAGCAAGGCCCUGAAAGAGCACUUACCACCGAACCAACCAGGGAUGCCAGUACCAGAAAGCGUUGAUCGUUCUGCCAACCGGUACAGAUCGAAGUUCAGGCCUGCAGAGCCCAAGGACCUUGAGUUUGUGGUUGACAACGAUUACCUGCAGUGUCAAGACUUCCUUGUCGCAGACAUCCGAAACGGUAGUGCCCGCCACAUGAUAUUUGCUACAGAGGAACAGCUCACUCUUCUUAGCAACACCCGGAGAUGGUUCAUGGAUGGAACAUUUAAGGUUGUCGGAGAGCCCUUCUCAUCUGGUCAGCUUGAAUCCAUCCAUGGAUUUGUAACAAAGGACGGCAUAGAGAAACAAGUGCCAAUGGCCUUCAUCCUUAUGUCCAGAAAGAGAACGGAAGAUUAUGUGAAGGUGUUGACUGCGAUACAUGAUGCAUUGGAGCAUGUGGUAGUUGAGAACUUUGUAAUGGACUUCGAACAAGCUGCGUGGUUAGCCGUCAGACAGGUUUUUCCAGGUGCUUCCAUCAAGGGGUGCGUCUUUCAUUUUACACAGGCCAUCUGGAGGAAAGUCAUUGGCCUAGGAAUGAAGCCAGCAUACCUACAGAGAGACUCAGUCCAUCAGUAUAUCAGACAGAUAAUGGCCUUACCAUUCCUGCCAUCAGCCCACACAGAGCAAGCGUUUGAGGAGUUAGAGGGACGUGCCAACUCAGAUCAACUUGUGGCCUUGGUAACAUACGUAGAGAAGCAAUGGAUGAACCAUGCUAUCUUAGACAUUCAGUCCUGGUCUGUCUUUGGUCUCACAGUCAGAACCAACAAUGACUGCGAAGGUUGGCACAACAAACUAAACCUGAAGGCUGGGAACCAGGCCCUGACGUUAUAUCGUUUGAUACCAGUACUUCGUAGUGAGGCGGAGAGGGUGCCUUAUGAACUACGCCUGCUCAGAGAUGGUGUUUCCACUCGUAGAGUUCGUCAGCGCUAUGCAAACAUUGAAACCAAGAUUAGGGAGUUGUGGGACAUGUACAAGGCAGACCAGAUAAGCACAAGUAAGCUCUUGCAGGACUGUGCCAAGGUGUAUGGCCCACAGUGUGAAGUCAGUGGAGAGGAGGAGGAGACAGUCUUAGUGACAAGAUUGUGAACUGUAUAAAAGUGUUGAAGAAGUGGGGUUGUAAAACUAAGUGUAAAAGUGAUAGCAUGUAAAAAGUUCUGUGUUUUUUGUCUGUGUUCUGUCUUUGUGAAAUUGUAUUUAUUAUGUAUUGUCUAUGUUUGUUUUAUGUGUAUUUAUGUUAAAUAUGUUAUAUAAUUUAUAAAGAUAAUAGAAUUAUACCUUAAAGUGAAAUGUCAAGUGCACCCUGUAAAAAAUUUAUUGAAAGAUUGUGAACUGUAAAAAAUGUUAAAGAAGUGGCAUUGUAAAACUAAGUGAUACCAUGCAAAACUGUGUUUUUAGUAUAUGUUCUGUCUUUGUGAAAUUGCAUUUACCAUGUAAAUGUCUAUGCUUGUUUUAUGUGUGUGCAUAUAUAUAUUUAAAAUGUUAUAGUGAUUUAGUAAAAAGUAUCAAGUGCUGAGACUCUGUAUGAAUAUUAAACCAAUGUGUUUUAAAUUUUUAUGUUCAGUUUUGUGAAAUUGAAUUAUUUUUUUUGUGAAACUGAAUUAGAUUUUUUUAAGUAUGUGUAUGUAUUCUUAAUAAGACAGUUCUAUGUGAAUAAUGAUGUUAUAAUUAGUUAUUGUAAUAAAAUUAUAAAACAAGA
Messenger RNA from Mercenaria mercenaria, 2696 nucleotides. RefSeq lists its product as uncharacterized. Bases 281 to 2086 code for a protein of 601 amino acids. Lineage: Eukaryota; Metazoa; Mollusca; Bivalvia; Venerida; Veneridae. The transcript has 7 exons. The record is from RefSeq and is a predicted model, not a curated record.